GCGGCGAGGUGCAUCGUGGGAGAGUUGGCGAUCUCCAUCAUGGCGGCUUCCAUUUCGGGCUACACCUUCAGUGCGGUGUGUUACCACAGCGCCAACAGCGACGCGGACCACGAAGGAUUUUUGCUGGGAGAGGUAAGACAAGAGGAGACAUUUAGCAUCAGCGAUUCACAAAUCAGCAACACUGAAUUUCUGCAAGUAAUAGAAAUCCAUAAUCAUGAACCUUGUCCAAAGCUGUUUAGCUUUUAUGAUUAUGCUGGGAAAAUUGAUGAAGAGAGUUUGGACAGGCUUCUUAAAGAUCGAAGAAAGAGCGUCAUUGGGUGGUACCGGUUUAGGAGGAACACUCACCAGCAGAUGUCCUACAGGGAGCAGGUCCUCCAUAAGCAGUUGACACGCGUCCUGGGGGCGCCUGACCUCGUCUUCCUUCUCGUCAGCUUCAUCUCCACUGCAAACAAUGCCACUCACGCCUUAGAAUACGUCCUGUUUAGACCAAACCGAAGGUAUAAUCAAAGGGUGUCGCUCACUAUCCCCAACCUGGGCAACACCAGCCAGCAGGAAUACAAAGUUUCUUCAGUGCCAAACACUUCUCAGAGCUAUGCCAAAGUUAUUAAGGAGCACGGUACUGACUUUUUCGAUAAGGAUGGAGUGAUGAAGGACAUCAGGGCAAUUUAUCAGGUGUAUAAUGCGCUUCAGGAAAAAGUCCAGGCAGUGUGCAUAGACGUAGAGAAGAGCGAGCGCAUGGUCGAGUCUUUUCAGGCAGAGGUGAACAAAUUAAAAAGACAAAUCACUCACAGGAAGAAUGAAAAGGAGCAAGAAAUAAGAUUGCAGCAGGCCCUAUUGAACAGGCAGUUGUCUGCAGAAAGUUCAGAGCCAGUGUUCAGUGCUCGGCUGCCAUAUUCUGGGUUUGAGGUGGAAGGCAGCGCCCUUGGAGAUGCCGAGCCCUCUGACCCACCCCCUCCUUAUUCAGACUUUAACCCAGCCUAUCAAGAGAGUACUUUGGGCCAUUCUCUCCUGGACAGUAGCGUCUUUAUGCCUCGACCUCAGGCUGUAGGCUCCUCCAGUUUUGUUUCCACAAAUGCAGGAUUGAAGUAUUCUGGCAACAGCACAGCCCUGCCCCUGCCCCACAGAGCAGUGGGAGACAAUGCGGAUGACUCAGAAGACAGUGAUUGUGGUCCUGGGGGUCCCUCUCCUAGCGAGUGCUUACACAGGCGGGGUUCCCGGCCGACGACGCAUCCUGACGGAGACUCCAGGAGCACUCAGACCUCUCAGAUAUGAGGGAAUGCCACAGACUCUCAGUGUAGCACUGCUUUUCUUCUCUGUUGUCGAAGGUCUUUUAGGGGACUUAAUUUCAGAGAAAAAUACUGCUUUGCAGAAAUGGAGACUCCCCGAGGAGGCUUCUUGUGCACAGAAGGCACGCAGAGACUUGCCCUCCAUGGCUUUACCCGCCUCGUGAUACAGUUUGCAAGUUUCAUAAUGGAAGCAUUAGGAUAAUCAAGUUGUACUAAUACUGAUGAGAUCCAUGGAUGUCUUGGUCAAUUAGGCAAAGUGAAAUUUAUAGAAACCUUUUAGUUUUGGUCGCCGUAUUUUCAUUAAAAUAAAUUGGGAAUUGGAGACUGAGCACAAUUAGUCUAUAAAUGUCCUAUAAAAAUCAAAAACUUACCUCUUGCACUAUCAUGCCUUGAAAUUUAGUUUUUGAAAGGGAAGCAGGUUCAGCAGUAGCCUUCAAAGAAACUUUCUACGAUGAGCCAAAUUAUUCUUUGCCAGAAAAGAAAUUUUGAUAAUUCUAAGAAUUAGCCUGAUUGGAACACAUCGGACGUACCUUCUCCAAGCUGCAUGCCCUUUUGAGAUCAGAAGGGAAGGGUUCUGUUUCAACUUUUUUACUAGCCAGAUGUGUGUAUCACUUAAAAUGGUUGCCUUUUUACAUAGGAAUACUAAUUCCCAGUAAACAAUCACCCAUGGAAGUAGGUCCCAGAGUUCUUGGUGUGCGAGGUCAAGAUCGAGGUCAUGGGCUCCAGUGGCGACGUCACUGCCUGAAGAUAGAGGGCACACAGAGUACAAGGAAAGAGCCUUGGGCAUCUUAUCUAGAUUUUGUAACAAAAAGAUUCCAAAUGUGAUUUUUUUUCCCCAGAGAUUAUGUAUAAAGGAGGUAAUUGAUUUAUGCCUUCGAAUGAAAUUAUUAAUGUAGUUUUAUGGAAGGCCUAUGGGGAAGGGCCUAUAAUGGAAACAAAUCCGUUUCAUUAUGUUGGUGAUUAAAGAUUUGUUUUACAUUUGAAGAAUAGUACUUAUAAGGGAAAAAAGUUGCCAUUUUGGAGACAAAGUGGUGUGGGUGUGUGCUUGCGGGUGUGUGUACGUGUGUGUGCGCGUAUAGAUUUUUAUAUUGGGAUGCACUUAGGCUGUUAUUUAAUUACCGCUUCUCUUCUCAUUUUGCCCAAAAGAUGUGAAAUGGGGCCCCUGAAGUCCCAGGGGCUUUUUGGUUCUGAGCUUGCAAAUGACAAAACCUGCCAUUAACCGUGAGGUGAGCACCUGUGUGUUUUGAAACAUAACUGCCUUUCCUUUGACUUCCACAAAACCGACAGGAGCAAAGACAUCCCAAGAGAGACAGUGAAAGAGGAGGCUCUCCUGGCCCUGCUCCUGUGCUAGUUAGAUGAUGCGGUCCGAAGAGGGAUGUGCGCCAGCUCAUGCUUCAGAGGUCCUCUUUCCUGUCGAACGGUCUCCAUUUGUCGAGAUUGCAUUCUUUGUUCGCCUUAACACGACUGCUUGGGAUUUGGCUUGGGAUAUUGCAGGCCAUUUUCAGACAGACUUGUUUGGUUUUCCUGUCUGCUCUCUACAGACAGCUCUGGGCUGGUGGAUGGGAGGAGACAUGCUGCCACCCUCCCCUCAGGGCAGUUUUCUUCACCAUAGGAAGAUAUUUUUAUUUUGAUGCCGCACAACAGUCUGCAAUGUACGCCUGACAAAGCCGUGAAUGUGACAAUAAAAGCCUAUUUAAUCCUGUA
Molecule: messenger RNA, 2990 nt
Organism: Phascolarctos cinereus (koala)
Lineage: Eukaryota; Metazoa; Chordata; Mammalia; Diprotodontia; Phascolarctidae
Gene: ABRAXAS2
Product: abraxas 2, BRISC complex subunit
Biological process (GO): attachment of spindle microtubules to kinetochore; mitotic spindle assembly; protein K63-linked deubiquitination
Cellular component (GO): nucleus
Molecular function (GO): microtubule binding; polyubiquitin modification-dependent protein binding
Source: RefSeq, a predicted model, not a curated record